GCCUUUGUUUUGUAUGUUCGCAGUGAUAUUUUGCUAAAGAAGCGAGGAGAAUUACGCCACGAAGCGAAGAGCCGGGAUUUUGCAACGAAGUCGUUCGUCAGUGUCGAGAAUUUCCCGGCGAAAAAAUCAUUAGAACGGUCACGUCUGGGCAAAUUGCGACGUUUCGAAAACAAUAACAAAACCGAAAUUUACGAUCUCUGCGAG
Molecule: messenger RNA, 204 nt
Organism: Paramuricea clavata
Lineage: Eukaryota; Metazoa; Cnidaria; Anthozoa; Malacalcyonacea; Plexauridae
Source: the annotation of a GenBank genome assembly